This is a messenger RNA of Phaedon cochleariae (mustard beetle), 1614 nucleotides long. Lineage: Eukaryota; Metazoa; Arthropoda; Insecta; Coleoptera; Chrysomelidae. The record is from the annotation of a GenBank genome assembly.
AUGGAUCAAUCCAACUAUGCGAACACAUCAUGUAGCCAAGAACAUCCAAUAUCUGCUCCUCAUCGCUCCUUCCGUUGUAGCAUAUGGAAACCAAUCCCUGCUCAAUAUUUCAAAUUAUUCCAAGGUAAUGGUCCAGAUGUCUUUUGUGAUUUGGCAUCUGGAAAUCAAUAUAAGAACAAUCAAUUGAUUUCUCUUUGCCCAUUUCCUGUUGAUCAUCUAUACAACUAUAAUAGGGUAAGUAUAGAUAAGAAAUACUAUCUUAUAGAAUUUUUAGAAGCAAUCACCAUGGGGAAUAUGUUUGCAAACUUAUUCAAAGGCCUUUUUGGCAAGAAAGAAAUGAGGAUAUUGAUGGUAGGAUUAGAUGCAGCUGGUAAAACUACUAUUUUAUACAAACUAAAAUUAGGAGAAAUUGUAACAACCAUACCCACAAUUGGGUUUAAUGUGGAAACUGUAGAAUAUAAAAACAUCAGCUUUACAGUGUGGGAUGUUGGUGGUCAAGACAAAAUUAGACCAUUAUGGAGACACUAUUUCCAAAACACACAGGGCCUGAUCUUCGUGGUGGACAGCAACGACAGGGAGCGCAUCACCGAGGCCAAGGACGAACUAAUGCGCAUGCUCGCCGAGGACGAGCUGCGGGACGCCGUCCUGCUGAUAUUCGCCAACAAGCAGGACCUGCCCAACGCUAUGAACGCCGCCGAGAUCACCGACAAGCUGGGCUUGCACUCGCUGCGCAACCGCAACUGGUACAUACAGGCGACGUGCGCCACCAGCGGCGACGGGCUGUACGAGGGCCUCGAUUGGCUGUCCAAUCAGCUGAAGAACGCCAAUCGCUAGGGCGGGAGUGGGGGGAGGUUAAAGUGUGUGCACCGGGGUGGUCGGUGCCUGUUCAUGAACUGUCGCGUCGAGAUCGGUACCAUAUGUUGCGAGCGAGAGCGUUCGGGGGGUCGCGCCUGCUUUUCCGGGGAGUAGGGUCGGCUCCCUCGUGUGUACCUUCCGGGUAUGCCCUGCGUUAAAUUGCACUCCAAUAUAAGUAUCCUUUGUAUUUAUUUAUUUUCUUUUUCAGGUGGAUUGCGGGCUUGUUUUGUAUGAUAACUUUUUUGUAAUAGGUUAUAAUGUACAGUAGACAUUUGUAUUUGAAGGGUUUUCUUCUUUCUGAUCAGUGAAUGGCAUCGUUGUAACAUAUGGUAAGGCUGUUCGUAUUUAAUAAAAAAAUGAUAUGUUUUAAAAAAAUUGGGCACAGCUCAGAAGUAUUUUAUUGUUUAAUUGAGGUAAUCUACUUUUCAGCUCACGGAAAUGGGCACAGUAUCUCGAAAUUCUGCAUGCUCAUUUUCGAUUCUGAUCUUGAGGAAUUUUAUAGUUUCUGGAGAUCAGAACAUCUAUGAUAAUAUAUCGGUUGUUCUGUCCAUUUUAUGUGUGCUGCACUGUACAUAAUCUUUGUUUUUCUCAAAUUGUAACUCAUACUUAUGAUCGGUUAUAAAAGGAAUCUUUUGAGACGUAAUUUUAUUUGACAAACAGUGGAGUAAGGUUACAGUAUAAGUGAUUUAUUUAAAGAGUUUCAUUUUUUCGAUGACAUUCCCCGUUUGUCAGCUGUAUUAUCAAAUAAAUUUAUACUAU